AUCCCGUUUCAACCCUAACUACACCUAAAACUCACCCCUCUGUUUGCCCCUUUCCCUCCCCGUCUCCCCUUUACAAAAUCAACGCCUUUUCCCUCUCAAAUCAAAUCAUGGGAAAAUACUUGAGAAAAGCUAAAAUUACUGGUGAUGUUGCAGUCAUGGAGCCCUCUCUUGGUGUUCGCACUAGAGCAAGAACUCUAUCACUUCAAUCUUCUUCAACACCACCCUCUGCUUCUGACUCUUGUUACCUUCAACUUCGCUCCCGCCGCCUUCACAAACCACUCUCGAACCCCCAGGAACACCCACAAUCUGCUUCUGUUGGGUCAGUUUCAAUUACCCAAAAAGGUCGGGUAACAGAGGAUGUGGAUGCUGAAAUCUCAUUUGGAGACAAUACUCUUGAUUUUCAACACAGAGAAAGCAGUAGAGAAAGCAAACCUUGCAGCCUGGUGAGGGAGGUGGAUGCUAUGGUCAACCCUGGUUCUGCGACAAGGCGAACAGAGUUAAACACAACAACUCAAAUAACAAGGAACUUUAUCCUUAGAAAUAUCCCUUCAGCUCAUGAAAUCGAGGAAUUUUUCACCUUUGCUGAACAGCAACAGCAGCGCCUUUUUAUGGAGAAGUACAACUUUGAUGUGGCAAAUGAUUCACCGCUUUCUGGCCGGUAUGAAUGGAUUAGGGUGAAUCUCUGAGCUGGGGGCCUAGAAGAUCUAAAUUUGGAAUAGGGGCGUGAAGUUACUGGUUAUUUUAUGUUCUCUCCCCCCCAAACUAAAUUAUUGUAUAAAUAGAGUGGUGUAGUUUUAGUUAUCUGUUAGAUGGCAGGAUUACACAUAACUAACAAUUUGGAAGUAGAAUAGGAGGCAUAAAUUGUGGAUUGGGCUUUGACUGUCUUUUGUAACUUGCAAGGUGACAUAGCCAACGGCUUCGUUUUUUAUUCCCUAGUAAUCAAUUUAUUAUUUAGCUCA
Solanum dulcamara is the source of this 959-nucleotide messenger RNA. RefSeq names its product cyclin-dependent kinase inhibitor 3-like. The record is from RefSeq and is a predicted model, not a curated record. The transcript has 3 exons. Gene Ontology annotation, cellular component: nucleus. NCBI's taxonomy places the organism in Eukaryota, Viridiplantae, Streptophyta, Magnoliopsida, Solanales, Solanaceae. Gene Ontology annotation, molecular function: cyclin-dependent protein serine/threonine kinase inhibitor activity. The coding region runs from base 108 to 686 and encodes 192 amino acids. Gene Ontology annotation, biological process: negative regulation of cyclin-dependent protein serine/threonine kinase activity.